This is a messenger RNA of Exophiala aquamarina CBS 119918, 2787 nucleotides long. RefSeq lists its product as uncharacterized. NCBI's taxonomy places the organism in Eukaryota, Fungi, Ascomycota, Eurotiomycetes, Chaetothyriales, Herpotrichiellaceae. Gene Ontology annotation, cellular component: nucleus. The transcript is spliced from 3 exons. Bases 1 to 2787 code for a protein of 928 amino acids. Gene Ontology annotation, molecular function: DNA-binding transcription factor activity, RNA polymerase II-specific; zinc ion binding. Gene Ontology annotation, biological process: aromatic amino acid catabolic process; positive regulation of transcription by RNA polymerase II. The record is from RefSeq and is a predicted model, not a curated record.
AUGGCUUACACAGCUUCUUCUCAAUUCUCCCCUGAACUGACUCGGACCGAGAGCUAUUCCAGAGAUUCAUCAUCAGCCGAGCCACCCGGCUCCGACUCGCAGCCCCGCGAUGGCCGUGGGCCACACCGUCGUGGUUACCAAGCCUGCCAGCGCUGUCGCGAGCGCAAGGUCAAAUGUGAUCUUGGAAGUGUUGAUGCGCCGGCAGAACCUCCAUGUAAACGGUGCAAGCGUGAAAGACUACCAUGUGAAUUUGCCCCGACUCGAAAGAAGCAAAAGCGAUCCGAUGGCACAGCUCGUCCUGUGCAUACAUCAGUCCCCGAUCCCUUGUCACACAAUGGCAACUCUGCCCCCCAAAGUAUGUCAGCGACUAUAUCGCCUCAAAUCGCGACGAACGGCUUUCCUCGCCAAACCUGGUCCCCGCAUUCGUCCAAACCGUCAGUCACCUCACAGCCACAUGAAUCUUACCUUCGCAUGAAGGCUAGCGAUGCACUGAAACCCUCGGAAAUACAGCUUCAUAACCCAGUCGCCGCAGCGACCCUGAAUGCGCCGAUGUCAAGUACACAAGAUAACAUCAUGCUCCUGGUAGAUGCGGCACAGGCGUUCUCCGAAAAUGCGACUCCAGACUACAAGGAAAGCCCACUCUCGGAUCGGGCUGGAAGAAAGAGGACAUUGUCUUCUCUGGGCCAUGGAGGUCCAGAGGUCCCCAGUGACGUGGGAAAGUCUCCAGAAGAGCAAGCCGAGCAACAGGCGGGCUUCACAGCAUGGUCUAAAAUGCGCUUUGUACGCAACGGCUGGUUCACAGCUUGGGAAGCUAUGCAGUAUGUUGAGUACUUCUAUGAGAAACUGGCGCCAAUGACUCCGGUGGUGUUUCCCGACUUCAGAUCGCCUAUGAAACAUCAUUCUCUUCUGCUCAAUGAACCCAUCCUAGCUCUCGCCAUCCUCGCCAUAUCUUCCCGUCAUGUACGGCUUUCUGGUCAUGCAGGGGUAUCUCGAUCGUAUCUUAUCCACGACAAAUUAUGGAACAAUCUUCGCCGACAGAUAGAACGGCUGCUAUGGGCCCAAGAACAAUUUGGUGGAGGCUUUUGUGGCGGCGGGAAUGGUUCAGGCCUACACGAAUCGGCUUCUGGACAGUUGACAUGGGAAGGUAGUCUACGCACCUUGGGGACCAUUGAGGCUCUACUAGUUUUGACCGAUUGGCAACCCCGCGCUCUUCAUUUCCCUCCAAGCGAUGAUGAAAAUGGUCUUCUCGACCGUAGUCUCGUCCCUGGCUCUGAUGAAGAGAAACCAUAUGCUCGAGACGGGGAGGUCAAACGCGGGCGAGAUUACGACAUUGCACCCUACGCAAACUGGCUUGAACCGGCUUGGAGGUCCGACCGCAUGUCCUGGAUGUUGCUCGGAUUAGCCCAAAAUCUUGCCUUCGAGUUAGGAGUAUUUGAUACCAACCACUACAAUUGUCGACAUCAGCAUGGGCCUGAUUCCGAAUGUGCAAGGAAGCGACGGAUUCGGCACCUUGUGCUUGUCUAUGUAGCCCAGACUAGCGGCCGGAUGGGGAUUCAGUCCUCACUCAAUGUGGAAGAUUGGGAAAGUGAUACCAUUUGGGACCAGACCAGUCGAACCCAACGCUAUGGGCAAAUUGAAGAUCCGAUCGACAUCAUGCAAGGCUGCUGGAUCCACGUUGCACGAUUAAUGAAUCGAGCCAAUCGCGAGGUAUUUUCAUCUCAUCAAUUCACGAGAGAGCUUACAGCGAGUGGACGGUACAAGGACUCAAUCGAUCAGUUCCAACCACUACUCCAAAACUGGUUGAACGUAUUUAAGAAAGCAAAAGCCCAUAUACACCCAGUCAUGCAGCAUAUUCUGAUGAUGGAAUACCAGUAUGGUCGACUUUACCUGAACUCUCUGGGCCUUCAAAAAGUCGUCGAGACUUGGGUAGAGGGAGGAUCCAACAUGAAAAAGUCAAGUCUUGCCAAGGUUGCUGAGGAAAACAAAGUUUACAUUGUCGAGGUGACAGACGCAGCUCUUGCCAUUCUGCGAGAAGUGACCGAGGGGAUCUCUCCGAAGGGAUAUCUCCGAGACGCGCCGACUCGGACCUUCCUUCGAAGUUUAUCCGCUAUAAUGUUCGUGCUCAAGCGUUUCAGUCUGGGCACGCACGAAACCAUGGUACGGGAUUGUCUCAAUCAGCUUGAGAAGAUCACUACCGAGAUGGCCAAGCAAGUGGUGGAUGAUGUCCAUCUUAGUGCAUCAACCGCCCGCAUAGUGACGAGUAUUGUCAAGAAUGUAAAGCAGACACUGAUCCGGGUUCAAUUGCCUGGGACUGGGUCUGCGGGGCCAAGCCGUGAGGUUUCGAGACCACAGUCACCACAUGGAGAAGAGUCGACAACCGACACACAGACAGCAGCGACCGCCCAUGCAACAACACUAGCUCAACAACUCAGCCCUGGGUAUUAUUUGAAUGAUCCUCUUGCCGAUAUUGAAGCCAAGCCAAUGGCAGAACUCGAAUCGCAGAUGUUUGUUCCCCCUCCAAACAUGAUCGCUGGGGACGACAUCUUGGAACAUGCAUUGCCAGUAAAUUCGAACAUUGAUCCCGCCAUCGCCGAUUUCUCUGACUGGUUUGCAUUGCCACUGGACAACCUCUGGCAUAAUUCUGACGCCACGGUCGACCAUGGCUUUGGGGGUAUCGGCCCAACUGUGGGUCACCAGGACAUGCUGGAAGUGAUCACGAACCAGGACUACAGUCUGAUGCAAUGGAAGGCCGAUCAGCUUGGUGGGUACAAUGGGCUACAGUCAUGA